AUUGGUGCCAGAGAAAUCUGCCCCAUAGACUCCCGCGGGUAGUUGCUUCGCUUCUCCACUAGUUUCCCGCCGGUUGCCCGUCUUACUCGGCAAAGAUGAUGGAGGUGAUGGAGUUGCCCAAGUCGCGCAUCAACGCCAGCAUGGUAGCUCAGUUCAUCGACCGGCCAGUUUGCUUCGUAGGGAGGCUGGAAAAGAUUCAUCCCUCUGGAAAAAUGUUCAUUCUUUCAGAUGGAGAAGGAAAAAGUGCAACCAUUGAGUUGAUGGAGCCUCUUGAUGAAGAAAUCUCUGGAAUCAUAGAAGUAGUUGGAAGAGUAACAGCCAAGGCAACCAUUAUGUGUGCAUCUUAUGUCCAGUUUAAAGAAGAUAUCCAGCCUUUUGAUCUUGGACUUUACAAUGAUGCUGUGAAAAUUAUCCAUGAAUUCCCUCAGUUCUUUCCUUUGGGGGUUGUGCAACCUGAUUGAUCUUGAUUGCAAAUGAGCUGCACCGAAGACUAUUAAAGAAGGCCCCUGUAUUUGAGGGAGAGAUUCCUGUUAUUUUAAUAAUAUUUAUUAUGUUUUCUUUCAUUUCAUUUACCUAACUUAAUUGGGUAUUCCAGUAUGCCAUUUUUAAUGGAGCUGGUAUGUUGACAGUUCUCACCUACAUACUUGUAAAGAAUCCCUGCUCUGCUGUAUGGUCAGAUCAGAUGCAAAAACAAAGUAGUUGUCUGCAUUUAGUUUUCUGUUUUGUUAAUAAAAGUUGAAAUGGUA
Messenger RNA from Phyllostomus hastatus (greater spear-nosed bat), 746 nucleotides. It is a transcript of the gene RPA3, whose product is annotated as replication protein A3. NCBI's taxonomy places the organism in Eukaryota, Metazoa, Chordata, Mammalia, Chiroptera, Phyllostomidae. The record is from RefSeq and is a predicted model, not a curated record. The transcript has 4 exons. Gene Ontology annotation, cellular component: nucleus; DNA replication factor A complex; site of double-strand break. Gene Ontology annotation, molecular function: single-stranded DNA binding; damaged DNA binding. Gene Ontology annotation, biological process: DNA replication; base-excision repair; nucleotide-excision repair. Bases 96 to 461 code for a protein of 121 amino acids.